Molecule: messenger RNA, 3501 nt
Organism: Strongylocentrotus purpuratus (purple sea urchin)
Lineage: Eukaryota; Metazoa; Echinodermata; Echinoidea; Camarodonta; Strongylocentrotidae
Exons: 9
Coding region: 551-2950 (799 amino acids)
Cellular component (GO): centrosome
Source: RefSeq, a predicted model, not a curated record
AGACCGAUAUCGGUCGUCUGCUAGCGACGUUCCGUGCAUUGCUAUGUAUUCCCACAGGUGUGUGUGUUUUUCACCGCGACGCCGUAUCACAUGUGAAUGUUGAUAUCGAAUGUGCAUGGACCACUGUGUGCUGAGCAAGAUUGAUCAAUGUAACCAUAUCGAUGUAACUCAUCUGAGAGCACGAGACAUCAUUCAUCGUCGGCUUGACAUACAAGCUUGGAAAUAUUAUUCAGAUAGGUGAAAACCUCCCGAUUCCAGUGGAUUUAUAUUUGUGGCGGAUUAAUCGGAUGAUCUUGAGUUUUUAUCGCAACGGAAUUUAUUGAAAGUUCAUAUCUCACCUAAACAACCCUGACUUUUACUUUGUGAUAUUCGUUUUACUUCAGUAUUGUGUACAUGGUCUGGUUCGGGAUAUAUACUAUCUCUAGAGCUGUGACUAUCGGUACAAAAAAUGGAGUGACAUUGUGAACUCAUACAAAUCAGCAAAGAAUUCCAUAUCAUAUCAAUAAUUAUUUGACUCAUCAUACCACUGAUUGACUAAAUCGUACAAAAAAUGACGGCGGCUAUUAGCAUGACCAACCCCGCCUCGGCGGGCCCGAUGGGAGUGGCCCAUUAUUACCGCGAGCCACAGGGACUGGAUACCCUCUCAAGGAAUUUUCAGUCAAGUGAACUUUUUACACCUUUCCAAGUUCCUCAGAGAUCUACAAUAUCAGUCAGCAGAUAUUCACACUUUCGAGAUGCUCUCGACAAAACCCCCCGUGUCCCCUGGGGUACGGCCCGUGAGUAUGGAGGCGCUGGCCCCAUCAAUCUACCGGAUGAUCACAGGCCCAAAAGUGAACCGCCCGCAGCGGUAGAGAAAGGACAUCGACAUUACGGAGCAGGAGUCAAUCCCUAUCCCAGAGGGAUCCCCAUCGACCAAUACUACGACCUCACGCUACUCAAGAGGAGUAACAUCAGAUCAAAUGAUCAAUUAUUACCAAGGCCAACGGAAGUUGAUAUGACCAAGCUCUCGAUAGACCAGCCCUUCCCUGCCGAGCAUCCCUACAGUUCCCACAUGUCCCGCUUUGCCAUGUUUCCAAGCUUUGCCUCCACACCUGAUGAUUAUAAGACAGGGGAGGCUGUCCGACAGCAGCAACCCCUUCACCCAGAGAUCCCUGCUAAUCCUAACCCUAUCACCAUCAACUACAAGAGCAAGGGAGCCCGUGAUCGCGUUGAGACAGAACAUAUUCCUCAUGACUCUCAGAAGAAAGCUCUCUCAUGGCCUGGUGAUCUAUUCUUCCAGAAUAAGAAGACGCCCGCCAGUGGUCAACAGCAGUUCUACCCAAUCCCGCCCAAGGCUGUCAUUCCCAACCACGCCCCUCGCAAGCUAGACCACACCCUCAAUCCACGUACAGCCAACGCCCUCCGCAACGUGGAGAGGUCGCAAUGGACGACCACGUAUAACCGCGCCCAUGCCGGCUACGGACCCGCCAACACCCUCGACCUGGACAACCUGGAGGAUAAGAUGGAGAUGGAGAAGAAGCUGAGAAUCGAGGAUCAUAGUUUGAACCCUCGCAGCUACCCAACCUUCAUGCCACCCCGCCCUAUGGAAGGUAGGAUCUCACGUCUGAUCGGUCCCAACCAGAUGGUACGAUGUGUGGUCAAGGACGGAAGGAUUCUCUAUGUACCCUACUACCCUAAGAUCGAGAUUGAAAUGGACAAGGUUCGUGAGCAUAAAAACCUGCCAACCGAGACAACGGAACAGUUCCAGGACCCCACUCUGACCAAGCAGUGGGAACGUCUUCAGUCCGCCCAGCAUCCUGAUGGCCACCUCAGUAAGAUCGAGGAGAAGAAACGCGAGGCGGCUGAGAAUGCAGACCCAGCCAAUACUCUACCCAUCGGUGACAACAGCUACAAGCCUGUAGAGAAGGUCAAGGAGUCGACCUACCUCCAGGACAUGGCGGUUAAUCGUCGGGCCGAGGUGGAAGACAUGGCGCACAAGGCUAGGUGGAAGCAGGCUGAACUCCAAGAGCACCAUCAUGACUUGAAAGAACUGAAGAGGAAAGUGGACUACACGACGCCAUCUCUGCAGAAGCAGGUCUACUAUGACAGUCUACACAAGACGUAUACAUCUAAACCACCCUUCUACUAUGAUGGUGAUAACCCAUAUGAACACGACUAUGUAACUCCAUGGGACUAUCACAAGACGUCAGCCAUUACAGAUCAAUACAAGAUCGAGUCCCAUGCUGCUAAGAUUCGAGAGAAGGUGCAGGAGAAGAUUGACGCACAGUUUCCUGGUACUCCUGGGCGCAACCCAUACGUCAUGCCCAAGUACACGCAGGAUCAGCUAAUGAAUGGUCGUCCUCGGACUGUGGAAGGUGAAAAGGUUCAGAAGCCAGUUCCGCAGUCCACUUAUGUCUACAGCUACACACCCGAGAAUAUAAAGACCAUCGUGACUCCUGAUCAGCCUAGGUUUGACCUCUGGGAUGCCAACCGUCCUCUACCACAGAUCUACAACAGCAACGCGACCACAGCAGCGUCACCUAAUAGCAAAACCAGCAGUGCCUCGAAGCAAGUCUCGAUUUCAGACACGGUCAAAGUAGCUAACGGUGGAAAUGCAGAGCCUCUGCGGACCCAUGAACAACCCAUGACAAGCCACGAGCAGAUGUUACGUACCAGCAUGAACGGUCCCACCGAGCCUGCAGCCCACAACCCGGGAAGCAAUCCUGUCGUUGAUGCACGCCAUUCCAAUCCAGAAGGGAACCGUGACUGGAGGUUCGAUUGGACUCCAGGCUACGCCUUGGGACCAAGACCCCAAACGACUCUUCUGAAUCAGCAGAACUCCUUCACCAAGACGGGUACCCGUGCGGAAUUCAACAACACCUUUGGAGAGACGAAUCCAGAUCUCCGUGAUAAUAUCUCUGAUGGAAAGAAACAUGAGUUUCAAGGAGAGAAUGCAUUCUCCUGGCACUGAAUGAAGGGCAAUGCCUGUCCCUAGACAAUAUUAUAUGGACAUACUACGAAUAGCGCAGGCCCAGUGCCCUUGUAACUGUAAUAAGGCAAAGGAACUUCACCCUUCGUGGCAAUGGGGAUCAAAUGAUAGAAUCCCAAACGCUUGUGAUGUCAUGUCAGGGUUGCUCCGAGGUCUGAAGGGCUUCCUUGAGGACGUGGGUUAAUAGACUUUCUUAUAACUUUUUCAAUGACAAAUUGAAUUUGCGCUAGAUAUCGACGAGUUUUGAAGUGGGUUUCGUAAUGGAGGGCAAAUAAUUAUAUGAAGUGAGUUGAUGUGAUUAUUAACUUGGUAUAUUCACAACUCGAAAUGAACGAGUGUUGUGGAUGCAUAAAUGUUUUUGUUUAAAUAUGUUAUGAUCGGCCAAACUAAAGCGUAAAACUUCUUACUUCCUAUUUCUGCCACAAUCUUCCCAAAUCUCUCUCUCCCUCCCUCCACCCUCUUUAUAUAUUCCUCUCUUUCUUUUUGUGCUUGUAUAUCUUUCCUUGUACAUUUCAACACUUCUUCCGUCUGUC